Messenger RNA from Ornithodoros turicata, 768 nucleotides. RefSeq lists its product as uncharacterized. Bases 1 to 768 code for a protein of 255 amino acids. The record is from RefSeq and is a predicted model, not a curated record. Lineage: Eukaryota; Metazoa; Arthropoda; Arachnida; Ixodida; Argasidae. The transcript is spliced from 2 exons. Gene Ontology annotation, molecular function: nucleic acid binding.
AUGGCGGCAACCGACCACGGCCUACGUCCUGCCCGCCUACAGGAUCGUAUCGUGAAGCAGCGUUUCCUUAUUGAUACAGGGGCCCAGCUGCUCGGAACUCGCCAUAUCCACACGACUGCCUAUCACCCCGCGGCGAAUGGGCUAGUCGAGCGACUACACCGGCAGCUGAAGGUGGCACUCACUGCUCACGCUAACCCCGCGCACUGGAGCCAACACCUUCCCUUCGCACUGCUGGGCAUCAGAUCCUCCGUCAAGGAAGACCUUAGCUGCAGUUCAGCAGAGUUGGUGUACGGCUCCCGCUCCCAGGUGAUUUUCUCACCCCCAGCCCCGCCAAGCCCCAUCCAUCCCACACCGCCUACAUCGACAAGCUCCAUGACUUGUUCCGCUCCAUCACCCCGGUUGCGCCGCGCAUGCCGACGCAGCAAACCGUUUUCGUCAUCCAGGACCUCAAGAACGCUUCGCACGUGUUCAUCAGAACCGACCGCGCAAGCCACCCCUUACGCCACACUACUCCGGACCGUACCCUGUGCUCUCCCGCACCCCCAGACCGUCGUCGUCGACCUCAGUGGCAAACACGACACGGUAGCCCUGGAUCGCGUGAAGCCAGCGUACGUCUCCUCCGUCAUCCCCUCUAACACCUACUUGGACCUUUCCGCCUCUUCAGCCACACUGAAGCCCGAAGCCCACACAGCCCGAAGGACUGUUACAUGGUCCCUUUCUUCCGACCGUCUCCAGCCGGACGACGCUCUAGAGGGGGGAGCCCUGUAG